AUGGCUGACUCUUCGCGGCAGAGGUCUCGCUCGAGAUCACCGCGGCGCGCACCAAAAGGCAGUGGAGGAUUCAGAUGGAAGGAUAAAAAGUCUGAGGAUGGCAGAAACGAUCGCAGAGACGGCCGACGGGACGACAGGAGAGAAGACAGACGGUAUGACGGCCAGUGCUACCGCGGCGGACGCGACAGAGAUUUCCGCGACCGCGACCGCGAACGUUCUCCUCGCCGCGACAGGUCACCUCGACGAGACGAAGGCCGCCGCCGCAACCCAGACGGCAAAGCAAGCAAAGAGAAGCGCGGUGACGACGGCAAAAAGGAAAAGAAGCCAAAGAAGGCUGUAUCUCUUGCUGGCAAGGAACUCAUCGUGGUUCACAUCAACGAUCGUCUCGGCACAAAAACGGCCGUGCCCUGCCUUCCCGACGACACCAUCGGUCAACUGAAGCUCAUGAUUGCAGCACGCAUCGGUCGAGAGCCUGGACAAAUCAUGCUGCGGCGUCAAGGCGAGCGGCCAUUCAAGGACCCUAUUUGCUUGGCCGACUAUGGCAUCUCCAACGGUGUACAGCUGGACCUAGAGAUUGAUACAGGCGAUUAA
Messenger RNA from Beauveria bassiana ARSEF 2860, 591 nucleotides. Its product is annotated as VHS domain protein. NCBI's taxonomy places the organism in Eukaryota, Fungi, Ascomycota, Sordariomycetes, Hypocreales, Cordycipitaceae. Gene Ontology annotation, biological process: mRNA splicing, via spliceosome; protein modification process. Gene Ontology annotation, cellular component: cytoplasm; nucleus. The transcript has a single exon. The coding region runs from base 1 to 591 and encodes 196 amino acids. The record is from RefSeq and is a predicted model, not a curated record. Gene Ontology annotation, molecular function: protein binding; protein tag activity.